ACUCGUGGUGCAUGUGUUGUUUUGGUUGUGAUGAACGAAACCGCCAUGUUUUAGCCGAAGGCUUGAGGACUAUUCUAAGUCGUUAUCGUUGUCCUCAGGCUUCAGUGCUUUUGAAAAAUCGGUAUUACUUGUACAAAUCGGUCACUGAAUAACUGGAAAUAUAUCAUUUUGAUAGGUCCCAAAUGGAUCUACUACUACAAGCGGCCAAAGUUUUAGAAUUGGAACAUUCGGACGAUGGAACCGAUCGUGUCUCCGCUAGAUCGGCACGUGGUGCCAAUUUUCAUCAGUAUGCAAAAUCCAAAGAUGAAAACAACGAAAAUUCAGGCAUACAGUUGCCAUUUUCAGAUAAUGGAAGAGGAUCACUGGAGGAUGGGAUUCCUGCUGCAGAAAGGAGGAGGGCAGGGGGAGCUGGAACACGGGAAGUACACAACCAGCUGGAAAAAAACAGGAGGAAGCAACUUCGGGAAUGCUUCAACCAUCUUCAACAGUGUGUGCCAUCUUUAGAAAAUAAGAGAGUUGCGACUCAAUCAAUACUUCAGGGUGCGAUAAAGUAUAUUAAGCACCUGAAGAAAAAAGAUGUGGAGCAAGAGAGAGAGAUACAGAUGCUGGCGAAGCGUAAAAGUGAACUGAAGAAGAAAUAUGACCUUGAACUGAACAAAUGCUCAGAGGAAGAGCAGCGCAUGGCUGAAGUCUUCCUCAAAGUUGUCAAUGCUGAGACUCCCCAUUCUCAAGCUGAAGAUGAUGGGCACACGUCUGACUCCACUACGACAGCAUCAGAGGGCCCUGGCAAUGAAGAUGAUGACUUGUCUGAAGCAGAAGAAGUGAACAUGGAAGCAGGGUACAGCAUAACAUCGUAUGAUAAAUUUGAGAGUUCACGAAAAAGGAAAGCAGGCAUGAGGAAUGAUUCAGGUGGAAGACAUGAUUCAACGUCCAGCAGGAAUCAUGGAACUAUAAUUCGGCACAUGGGGUCAAAGACUAGUCAGUCUUCUGCCUCAGCAGCUGCCUCUUCUGCAAUGUCUUCAUCGUCGUCAGUUGCUCUGAAGAAUAUGUUGGAGCAACGGAAAAAACAGCAGGUUACAGUCACAUCUCAAGGUGCAAGGUCGUCAGCGGGCAUGUCAAAGAGUCCAAUCAAAUCUCAUGGGGGUUCGCUUACCUCCAGCUAUCCCAUGAUAUCUGGCCACUUGGCGUCCACACCCAAAUCUAAGACAUCAUCUCACCCAGUGCCAGCUCUACCGAACCCCACACGUAGUGCUGGACUUCCUGAUCAUGCGAGCUCAGAGUUGCUUUCCUUUGCUGGUGCAGUCCAGUCUCACUCCUUAUCAGCUACACCUGUCAACUCAGCUUCUGAUCACACCUCUACUCAAGCGUCCACUGCCAAGGGUCGAAAGGGAGAGGAGGCAAAGGCUGUGGUGAGCAGAAGGUCUUCAGCUGGAGCAGCAGCAAUGGCAACACACACAUCGCCUUCUGUGGUUAUAAACAGUAUACCCAGCUUGCCGCUGUCUGCAACGAUUAAUCUGACUAAUCCAAACGCAGCCUUCUCUUCAAGCCUGGGCUCGCCUGUUAAGACCUUGAACAAUUCGACCAUGCUCCAAUCUAAUCUCACGUUCCUGCCACCUCAGGUCAGCGGCACUAUGGGCACCGCACAGCUUCCGUCUGAGGCAAGGCGAGGGGAAGGGUUGAUUCCAAGUCCAUUGAAAAUUCCGACAGGCUAUAAUGGUUCAGGGGAUGGGAACCUUGUCAGUAGUAAACCCAACUUGAACCAUCUGUCAUCCACAACCACAAUGCCCACUCAGCUCUCUGCUGCUCAUUUAAUGGAAGCAACUCUCCCCAACUCAAAAAUCCUUCCAGGCAUCUCUGCAUCUCUUGCUUCCCUGAUACGUACGUUACCCAACAGUUCCGGGCUCUCACCCAUGGGUGUCUCAUUGGCCUCGGCCCCUGUCACAAUUCCACCCCAGGAUACCCGGGUCAAAGGUCACUCAAGCAGUUCAUCGCCGGCGUUGAUCAGUUCCCAGCCGGCUGCGCUGGUCCAGCCGGCUGCUGUCAAGACAGACUCGAGUUCCGCUUCAGUCAAUCCGCCUCUGACGUUGGCCAAUAAAAAUGCAAGGAUUGCCACUCUUUUAGCAGCUCCUGCAACUCCCAACACACCGCUGAGGCCGCCCACGAUGAACGUCAUCAACUCCCCAGGCGCUAAUCCUGUGUCUAUCUCACUGGCAGAUGCUCAAAAGACGAUGGCCUUGGCCCCGACCCUUUUACCUUUGGCCGUGUCUUCAGCUCCGAGUCAUGUCGCGCCCACUGCAUCGAUUUCCUUGUCGGAUCCGCAGAAGGUGAUGAGCUUCACCCCAACCCUCCUCCCCCCUCACCAACAGCUGUCUGCUGCUGCUAGCAGUGCCACACCCACCGCCUCCAUCACACUGUCAGAUACUCACAAAACAGCCGGGCUGGCUCCGACAAUCUUGCCAUUACCUUUAGCAUCUGGCCCCCAUACCACAGCAUCCUCAUCAAUAAUCUCCCCCGGGACUCCCAUACGCUUUUUCGCACCUCUGACACCUUCUUCUAUGAUGGCCUCGCUGGGCAACGGUCAGACCCAUCUGAUGCCGACCGUGGUCCAGCUGGGUGCCUCGGGACCUGUGGCUGUUUUGCAGAACCUCAUCCCGACGGGGCCCCACCCUCUCCUGGCCCAGCCAAUCAUCGUCAUGACGACACCCAGCCCCAUCACAAGCACCAGCCAAACAAUGGCAGGGACCAAAUUUUGUAGACCCCCUUCUCAUGCCUGGACAGCCAUCAACAACAUUCGGCCAUUUGGUAGAGAGAGAGAGUACCCGCUAGAGUUUGGAAAGCUUCCACAGCUGUGUGAGCGAACAACUAAAUAAUGUUUGGCUCUGCAGUAAUCUCCCUCAUGGUAAGGUGAAGAGGAAAUGUGCCAAGUCUGCAUUCUGACAUGUGGUAGCAUUGUUAUGUCACAGACCUACCAAUCUAUCCGAUUUUUAAAAAAAUUCCCAAAUUCAGUCAGACCGCAUUUUUUCCUGAUAACAAUGUCAUUUUUCUCGAUAAAUUCAGCCACAGAGAGAGAAAAAAAAAGUUCUUUCCUAAAGUUACAACACUGCUGUUAAGGAAGAGCAGGAAAAGUAUUUUCUGUAUAUGUAGCGCUUCAAAAAUGAUAGUGGGUUUCUUUUCCUAGGUGCGGAGUCUUGUUACUUUGUCCCUUCUUGCUCCUAUCUUUCUGUGCUGGUGAACUACAGUAUAACACGGAUAGGUUGAACACAGAAGACUUGAAAUUACGCCUCUGUCGAACUGUGCCUGAAGUCUUUGAGGGUUUUUUUUUUCCUUCUUCUUUAUCUUUGUAAGAUGUCCCUCAAACUACCAACGAAUUCGAGCCAUCUGUGUUAUACUGUAUUUGACUUUUUGGUGGUAAAAUCAGCCAAAUGAUACACAUAGCUUUAACCUCUUCAAAUGUUUGGUGGGAUUUUACGACAUCAGUCUGGGAGUGAGUUCCAGCUUGAGGACGUUUGACUAACAAACGUGAUUGGGGUCACAUUUUCCUUGUUUCUCUCUUUGAAAAGUGGUAAUUUUUCGCGACUUCAAUCACCAGAAAGUUUACAGGUAAUGAAGAAUCUGACAAUUGUCCUUAAAAUGUUAAUACACGUUUUUGCUCUAACCUAACUGGACAAUGAGUGGGAAAUUCACUUUUUCAUAUUUAUGUCUAUGUUUCUUGCACUUAAACGCUCUUCAUUUUUUAGAUUAAAAAUCACAAUUGAAUGUUUACACUGUUGUGGGACAAAAAAAAAUAAUUAAAUAAAUAAAAAAAGAUGUUUACAACUGAACUUUCAACAGCUCAGUUUUAUUCUACUUCUACACAAAAAAA
This is a messenger RNA of Aplysia californica (California sea hare), 3862 nucleotides long. RefSeq names its product mucin-6. Lineage: Eukaryota; Metazoa; Mollusca; Gastropoda; Aplysiida; Aplysiidae. The transcript is spliced from 9 exons. Gene Ontology annotation, molecular function: DNA-binding transcription factor activity, RNA polymerase II-specific; protein dimerization activity; RNA polymerase II cis-regulatory region sequence-specific DNA binding. Gene Ontology annotation, biological process: regulation of transcription by RNA polymerase II. The coding region runs from base 183 to 2870 and encodes 895 amino acids. The record is from RefSeq and is a predicted model, not a curated record.